AUGGAUACUUCACCUUCCAAACAAUAUCCAGUAAAAAAACGAGUGAAAAUUCAUCCUAACACAGUGACAGUGAAAUAUACUUCUCAUUAUCCACAGCCUGGAGAGGAAGGGUAUGAAGAAGCAAACGAAGACAUUGAGAGUUUUGUGGAAGAUAAUCCGAAGAGAAGAUUGCUGAGCAAUGGCCAGCGGAGAGGAAGAUCCUUCUUUGGCACUAUUGACAUCCCAUCUCAGGAACCACAAAAGCCAGAAGCUAAUAAGAGUGGGCAAGGCCAAAGUUUUGUAGACAGAAGCAUUUUUCAGUCCAGAAAGACUUGGGCAGUGCUUUUUGGAUCUGCUUUGGCCCAUGGUUGUGUUGCCCUGAUAACGAGACUUGCUUCUGAUCGUUCCAAAGUGCCAUCUCUAGAACUGAUCUUCAUUCGUUCUGUUUUACAAGUGUUUUCCGUCUUAGUUGUGUGCUACUACCAUGAGGAACCUUUUGGACCGAAAGGAUACAGACUGCGGCUGUUCUUUUAUGGAGUAUGCAAUGUUAUUUCCAUUACCUGUGCUUACACUUCCUUUGCAAUAGUACCCCCAAGCAACGGGACUACAAUGUGGAGAGCUACCACCACUGUCUUCAGCGCCAUCUUGGCAUUUUUAUUAGUAGAUGAGCGAAUGGCUUACAUUGAUGUCAUCACUGUAAUGAGUAGCAUCUUUGGUGUUUGCCUGGUCAUGAUCCCCAACAUUGUUGAUGAAGAAGAUUCUCUGCUGAAUAUCUGGAAAGAGGCCUUUGGAUAUACCAUGACAGUUAUGGCAGGCGUAACUACAGCUCUCUCCAUGAUCGUGUACAGGUCCAUUAAGGAUAAUGUCAGCAUGUGGACAGCACUGUUUACCUUUGGUUGGACUGGAACAGUGUGGGGAGCCUCCACCAUGUUUUUCCUCCAAGAGCCAAUAAUUCCACUGGAUGGAACAAGCUGGGGCUAUCUUAUGGGCAUCUGCAUAUGUUCCACAGUGGCUUUUCUGGGUGUCUAUUAUGCCUUGAACAAAUUUCAUCCAGCCUUGGUCAGCACAGUGCAACAUCUGGAGAUUGUGAUAGCUAUGAUCCUUCAGCUCCUUGUGCUUCGCAUCUUCCCCAGCAUCUAUGAUAUGAUUGGGGGAGCGGUUAUCAUCAUUAGUGUCUUUUUCCUUGCAUGUUAUAAACUGUCUUGGAAGGACUUAAGAAAACAAGAUUAUGAGGAGAUACUAGAUUCUUGUAUUAAAUGA
Podarcis lilfordi (Lilford's wall lizard) is the source of this 1239-nucleotide messenger RNA. The record is from the annotation of a GenBank genome assembly. Lineage: Eukaryota; Metazoa; Chordata; Lepidosauria; Squamata; Lacertidae.